Mytilus californianus (California mussel) is the source of this 757-nucleotide messenger RNA. RefSeq names its product trafficking protein particle complex subunit 2-like. The record is from RefSeq and is a predicted model, not a curated record. Gene Ontology annotation, cellular component: nucleus; TRAPP complex; cytoplasm. NCBI's taxonomy places the organism in Eukaryota, Metazoa, Mollusca, Bivalvia, Mytilida, Mytilidae. The transcript is spliced from 5 exons. The coding region runs from base 106 to 534 and encodes 142 amino acids. Gene Ontology annotation, biological process: endoplasmic reticulum to Golgi vesicle-mediated transport.
GGAUUCAUCGAUUUUCAUUUUGACAUUCACAUACAAACAUGAUAUAUUUGUAAACAAUUUUCUUCAGAACUCAAGAUUAAGAAAGUAAAUGAAGAUAAAUAAAAGAUGGCUGGGAAUUAUUAUUUUGUGAUAGUUGGUCACCAUGACAACCCAAUAUUUGAAAUGGAGUUUUCUCCUGGAAGUAGAAGUAGUGAACCAAAGAAAGAUGAUCACCGUCACUUAAAUCAAUUUGUAGCCCAUGAGUCAUUAGAUUUGGUAGACGAGCAGAUGUGGGCAACGAACAACAUGUAUCUGAAGAUAGUUGACAAGUUCAAUGAAUGGUUUGUCUCAGCAUUCGUAACAGCUAGCCGAAUGAGGUUUAUAAUGCUUCAUGAAGUAAAAAAUGAGGACGGUAUAAAGAACUUCUUCAAUGAAAUUUACGAGACAUAUAUAAAGUUUUCCAUGAAUCCAUUUUAUGAAAUCAACAAACCAAUAGUAUCUCCAGCAUUUGAGAAGAAAACUCAGUUCUUUGGAAGGAAAUACCUUCAAGUUUAACAUGUGUAUUAAUGUUAAACAUUCCAGACAAUUACACAAUUGUUUAACACUAAUACACAAAAAUUCAGUGUAUUAAUGUUAAACAUUCCAGACAAUUACACAAUUGAAGGAGACAAUGUGUAAAAUUUAAAGUAAACAGUUUCAUAUUAAUAUCUUCUCACAUUUUAUGACGAGUGCAAUAUUAUAAUAAUAUUUAUGUUAAGAUUAAAUGGUUUUUUGAAAA